Molecule: messenger RNA, 19685 nt
Organism: Bactrocera dorsalis (oriental fruit fly)
Lineage: Eukaryota; Metazoa; Arthropoda; Insecta; Diptera; Tephritidae
Exons: 18
Coding region: 9-18305 (6098 amino acids)
Biological process (GO): actin cytoskeleton organization
Cellular component (GO): microtubule organizing center; filamentous actin
Molecular function (GO): protein binding
Source: RefSeq, a predicted model, not a curated record
GCUUCAACAUGGAGCUGGAAUGCGAUCUGAGCGCAAUCCAAAAUGAGGACUUGCUGCGGCGCAUGUGGCAGCAAACACCGGACAUCGAUCAGAAGAAGGAAAUCCGUUCUCACUUAUAUAAAUUGCGUGAAUCGCGUUUACGUGACUUAUAUCAAGGCGAAAUUAUGGCUGGCAACUACGCUAAAGAUCCGUUGAACUCGUCGCACGGCGAUUCUUUGGUGGGUCAAAAUUUUCAAAGUUUGAAAUCAAAAGAAGUACGAGAUUCAGUGAGUCCCAUACAUGAUUUGAAGUUCCACUCCAUGACCCUGAAUCAUCCCAAUACCACUGGUUGGGACGUGCAAACUUCGUCCGAGGUGAGUCCAGAUGGACGCGCAUAUCGUACCGAAACCUUGGCUACCACAGAUGGCGUUGAAAAGAUUAAUGGAGGCACCGCUGAAUUCCGCGGUCGAAACGAGCAACGCGCAAGUGCUUCCCAUCAAGGGGACGAUAAGAACUUCGUUAAGAAGGCAUCGGAAAGCUCCAAUACUCACUUGCAAGAGCGUGUAGUGGUUGGCGAUGAGAAUUCCGGUCGCACUGAAAUGAAAACUAGCUCGACCACAACGUCUUCCUCAUCGCAGGUGACAUCCUCGUCAUCUACUAUCGAAUAUGGUGGUGCCGAUCCAAAUGAUGGUCGAUAUCUUAUGGAUAAUACUCAGCGACAACAUCAAGAUCAUCAACGUCUCACGCAAGAUCAAUAUAAUCAACAGAUUCGGCGACAACAACAAUUACAGCAGCAAGAAUAUGAACAAAACAUACAACACCAACAACAACAGCAUCAGCAACGUGUCCAGCAACAACAUCAGGAAUUCAAUAGUAAUCGUCAAGAAUCGUCUACAAGCCGUAACGUAGAGACUCAACAGACGAAGGAGCAGAAUAGACGUGUUGUAGAUAUGGAUAAGGCUUCACCUGAAUAUCAGCAACAUGUUCAGUAUCUUAUGGCACAACCUGGUGAGAUUAUCUCGAACACGGUUGAGUAUCCGAAACCGAAUGUUAAGAUGAUCACUACCGUUAAGCGUUUGCCUGAUGGUACUAUCGUCAAAAAUAAACGUUACGAAACGGAAGAGUUACGCCCUACAGCGGAUACCCAACGUCAACGUACGACUUCUACUACGAGCCAGAGCAGCACUCAACAUAGAAACGAACAGCAAAGACGUGAGCAGACCGAAGAGAAUGUAUACAAUCGUCAACAAAAUGUGCGCAAUAAUGUGUAUUCCAAUAAUAGUACUCCAAGACGACCUGAACAUGAUGUCGUCGAUAACGCCGAACCUUACUUGCGCAAACCAAACCCUCAAGAUUUAGCAGUUUCACAUCCGGCCGACCGUUUUGUGGAUGAAACCACUAACGUCGAAACUAAAUUUUCAUCGGUGAAGAAAUCAAGCCGUAAAUUUUCCACAGAAACGACAUCAGAAACUAUUGAGGAGUUUUCAGAUCAGCCACCCUCUUCACAGGCUCCUGGUAUCAGAGGUAAACCACCGAGUGGUCAUUCACCUAACAAGGAUUUCUCUACCCAUGGAUUUCCUUCAGUGAAGCCGAAUAAGCCCACUCAAGAAUAUCCUUCUGAACGUCCACAUACCGGCUCACAACCUGAUUUUAGUACUCAUGGGUUUCCUUCGGUGAAAUCAAAUAAACCAACACAAGAAUACCCAAGCGACCGUCCACGUCCUUCUGAGGUGGAGCGUAUAACACAACGAACUGUGACCCCCACAAACAAACCAAGCACAGAUGCACCACAUGGGUUUCCAGCAGUAAGGCCAAACACAAAUAUUACUACCACCAAAGAUGGUGAUGUGAUAAUUGUAAGUUCUGAAUCUACGCGCAGUUCAAAAUAUAAGACCAAUGCAGAGCGUACUAUCGAAACUGAAGUAGUAGUUGAUGGAGAUUCUAAUGUUCGCCCUGAAAGUUACCCUAAUCGUGGGUUUCCCGCAGUAAACGAACCAUCAACUGGUGAUAGGGACUCGCCAAGAUAUGGUGCCCCUAUUAAGGAGUAUCCGGGUAGUCCGAUAAAACAAUCGCCAGAUUACUCCACAAGCGGAUUUCCAUCUACCAGAGAUGUGGCUAGACCGAAUUCAGGACAACCUGUACCUCCAAGAACCGUUGACCAAGAUGGAAAUGUUACAGUAGUGAGCUCGGAAACAAAGAAAGUGAUUAAACAUAAUACAAACAGGGAGCAUAUUAUUGAAACAGAAAUUGCUGGUGAUUAUGACCAUCAUACACCGUCAGGCUUACGUCAACCAGACAAAAUCACAUUUCCUCCUACCCCUCAACCAGGUGAUUUCAGCACACAUGGAUUCCCAUCGGUAAGAGACUCUGCCCCCACCAAUGAUGCAUAUCGUCGACAAGGCACACCUACACGUGAUUAUCCAAGUAGUCCUCGAAAGGGACAACCAUCUGAAGAUUUUUCGACACACGGUUUUCCCUCUGUUAGGGAUUCGGCACCAGUUAGAGGAAGUACACCUUCUCGAGACUACCCGAGCAGCCCAGGUCAACAUCAGCCAAAAGAAGAUUUUUCUACACAUGGUUUUCCAUCUGUAAGAAGUCCCAACAAAUCUGCACCGGAUUUCUCAACACCGUCAGGUGGCUUCCCAUCAACUCGGGAUACUAACGCUCCCAAGCUUACGCCAACUCAACCACAAAGAAUACAACCGAAUACAACACCCACAAGGAAACCUACGAGUACGACAGACUCUUCUCAACGCCUGAUUUCGAAGGAGAGGGAUGUUGACGCCACCCAUCGUGCUUUUGCCGCUUCCCUACGAUGCUCAUCACCAGUGGAUAGUCCGGACCAUCAUCGGACCACACCGCGUUCGAGCGUCUCAUCGACCAGGACAUUCCGACGAGAUGGCCGAGAAGGUUCCCAUGACAGCGAAACAAGUCGCAUCAGUUCGGGCACAGUUACGCGUUCUUCGCCAAGUAAGAGUGUUGGUAAAACUGUCGUUACAAAGCAAACUGUUGUUAAAACUCGUAACGUGAAUGGUUCUAACGAAACAAUUGAUUUAACACCCCAGCAGCGCCCCACAAAGUCGCCGUCUCCCACAAAGACCAUCACAACGACCACCACACGCACCACAACAACUAGAAAGAGUCCAGGAGAAGUGCCAAAAUCAGAUAAUCAAAAAUCUAAGCCAGCCGAAAACACAUUUCCUAUUAUUAACGAACCACUAACCAUCACAAAAACCCACUUUACCGCAAAUGACGCCAGCUUCCUCGGCAACGAGGUGGUCGAGGAGCCAUGCUUAAAAAAACACUUUUACAAACUCGGUCCGUCCGACAAAGCAACAACAAACAAUGUUGACGAGAAGUCACCAUAUUCACCAGCACCAAGUAAUAACAUACAUCGCACUCAUCCCAAACCAAAAUCCCAAGUUCGGGAUGAUUUCGAAGAUGUUAACCACGAAGAGCCCAUCCAUAAACAACCACUAAGUUCAUACGUAAUCGAACCUAAACAACGUAAUCGUUCACCAUCAGGACCACUUCCAAGUAGUAGUCCGCAAACCAUUUGUCAACCAAACAGAAAAGAACCUAGUGUUGAGCGUAGGACUGUUGUGAGGGAAAGUGAAUUUGAAAAUACAGAUUGGCAAAAUACAAUUCUAGAUUCGAACGAACGACCCUAUCCUGUAAAGGAUGGAUCUUCAAAACCGCGAGAAAACCGUCCUACAGAUGAUGAUUACAUAAACGAAACACCAGUUGAUACGUCUGAUUUUCCGGUCAUUAGAGAAGAAACUAUUAAACGACCAGAUCAAAAUAGACAGAAGGAGAUUGUGACCAUUAAAAGUACGAAAAAUGAAAAAACUGAGUAUGAUGUAAGAAAGCCGAAUGGAAAAGAACCUUCUGGACCGGUCGGCAAGAAACCUACUUCGGGGAAACCAUUUGAUUCUACAGACAGGGGACCUAAAGAAAGCAAACCACUCGAACCUUCAAAAAGAAGACCAUCUGAUAAACAUCCCACUGAAUAUACGGAUAAGCCUAAAAGUCCAACUCGAAAAACUUCCGAUAUUACCUCUUCAAAUAAAUUCGAAACCUCCGUAAUAACAAAAACUACACGGAAGGAAAAUUCAAAUGUUAUUGACGAUGAUAUCGAACCACAUCAAAGUAUUCCAAAACAGCCAACUGAGAGAAAGCCUAGUGAUGCAGGAAAACUAAAACCGAACGGCGUUGAUCGCAGUCCGACUAGAAAACCAACGAACUCAAAAACUCUCUCAAAUAUAACUUUGAAAUCAGUGUCUAAAGAAAACGAUGAACCUGUGGAUAAGAGACCAACGGGUGAGUCCCCAAAAGAAGAACCUGCUUUUAAAAGACCAGCGAGUAAGAAACCUGAACCUAGCCCCACACGAAAACCGGAGAAAGAGACUCCAAAUACUUCCGAAGACAACGUAUUCAAAACCAGUACUAUUACCACUACGGUCACGAAAACUCGCAAAGACAACAUUUCUCCUACCAGAACCAGCAAACCCAAUGAUGAAAUUCCUGAGGAAGAUAGACCAACAAAAUUGUCGCAACCAAAUCCGACAUAUACCAACACUAUAAAGCAUGAACCUCGCGAUGAGUACCCCGCACCUAUUGAAAACAGACCAACAAAGAAAAUACCAACAAAGGAAAAUCUUAAGUCAACAGAAAUUAGAGUUACUAAAACGCAAGUGGUAGCAUCUACGGAUAAAUAUCAGCCUGGUCCAAAAGGAACAAAACCACUUACUAGAGAACCUUCCAACCCAGAAUAUGAUGAUGAUGUAAACGAGAGUGAACAUGAACCAAGUAAUCACAUCAGGACGGCACCAUCUGAGCCUGAAAGGGUUAAACCGCUUAAUACUCAAGAAGGAGAAGACUUCUCGGACACUGAGAGCACAAGCUCUUCAUUUAUCACGACAAUAAUCAAAAAGGUACGCACAGAUGAACCAAAAACAACUCAACAAACGAUUACCGAUGAGACGAGAAAAGUUCAAGAGCUUUUCAAUAAAACCGACAAGACGAAAGUAACUAAAAAUGUAAAUGAAGAAUUCAUUACUUUCGAACAGCAGGUGCGAGAAAGAAUCCCAGUUGAUGAUACUCCAACAACAAAAACAGAAUUACGAAAUAAGGAAGCGAAGAAACCGAUUUCUGAACCAAUAGAUAAGUAUUCGAAACCAAAUGAUACAGACGAUGAUGAGCAAUCCUUUACUGAUGCAAAUACUUUGAAAAUAAGUUCAGUUACAACAACUUUAAGAACCGUUUCUCAAGACAAGUCGCAUUCCCCCGAAUACCAACCUAGUGAUAGGGAGCUCAGACUGGUGCAGCCAUCUGUUGUGGGCUUGAGUGACGACGAUGAGGUCCCACAGCAAACAAUUGAAUCGACCACAAUUAUUAGUACAAACAAAAAUACACCCAAAGAUAAUUCACCGAAUUUCACAGAUGGUGGAAAACCUAAGUCAGAUGCUCCUUGUGCCAAGAAGCCUACUGAGGGGAAAACUCAGCCAAUUUUGCCAGACCGUAGCGCUAAGGAUCGUAUUCCGUCAUCAACACCAACUGAUGAAACUUUUGACACUAUUAUUUCGACUACCACUACUAAAAUUUCCAAGAACUUACCUGGCGAAAAAACAACAGCAAAGCCUCGAGAGCCUUUCGAUAAACCUGUGCAAACCCAUUUCGAUGAAACUAAAAAAGUUGAGAAAAUCUUUAAUACUAAUAAAUUGGCCGAUACAAAAAAUACUAUUGAAGAAUUUAUUACUAUUGAAAGGCAAAACAAGGAAACCCCAGAUGGAGCUUUUAUAUCGAAAGCACCUGAGCCUGAACCAAGUUCUCCAAGUUUUAAGAAAAAAGGUGUUAGCCCAAGAGAAACCUUUGAAGAUCGUUGCCGUCAAAUCUUAGGCAUGGAAAACUAUGGAGACACUCCUGGUGUUUAUAAAAAGAAACCUGAAGAUGUAUCCGAUCAAACUGAGUCAGUUACCGUUAAUGUCACAGAAUUCGAUGUUCAAAUAGAGGACUGUGAAGAUGAUGAACCCACUUAUCUAAAUAAUAUUAAAGAUUCUGUUAAGCCUCAGAAACCACAAAAACCCAAAACACGCAAUACUCUUGAUGAUGAGAUAGUAGAAGAAGUGGAAUGUGUUCGUAAAGAAACCGUUGUACCAUUUAAAAGAAGUUCUCCAGAUACGGAGCCUUUGACUGAAAUCUGUCGUAAAACAACUUUGAUUUCUGAAACCGAUUUAAAUGAAGAAGAAGAUGAACAAACGGUCUCCAAAAAGUCUUCUAAAAUAGUUAUUAAAACUUCCAGUCCAUCACCGAAGAAGGUAAAAUCCCAAAAUGAAGAGCCAGAAGAUUCAUCAACCACCGAUUCAGAGAUUCCAGAAAAAGAAACGGACGAAGAAUCUCAACCGGAUACUAUAGUAUCUAAAAGAGAUAUGCAAUAUACAGAAGAAGUAGAAAAUGUCUCGAAUGUGGUUGAGGUUACCAAAAAACGAGUAACGAAAGAAAAACCUUCUAGUCCUAAUAAAAGUCCGACCAGAAAGCCAUCGGAGCCUCAAGAUACUCGUAAAACAUCUCCCGUCAGACAACAUCCUUCUAGCUCUUCCACGAUUACAGAAUUGAAAACAAUCGAAACACAGACUAAGUCGCGUGAACCGAAUAAACCUUCAAAAAUCAGAAGUGAAACUAAGCCUCUUGACAAGUCAGCGGAGAAACCGGAUAAUCAAAGUAUUGUUGGAAGAGAUAAACCAACAUCUCCAGCGAAGUUGCGGUCAGAACGUAUUCAUAAAGUUGAUACCGAUAAAGGCCAUCAAAAGCCCACAAAAGAGUCUCCAACUCACACAAUCAAAGACCGCUUACGUUCUGCCACCCGAAAUAGGAAGCCUUCCGAAUCGCCGUCUGAUUCUUCGCCUGAUGUUAGUCCUUCACGGUUUACAGAGCGAAGACGUUCAAGUAAUAUUUCGGUACAUACUGAAAUCAUAAUUGAUCAUUCAGGACCAAAAUCUCCUAAACCUAUUGAAAAGAGCCCUGAGAAACAUACACCACAGACAAAGAAAACCAGUCCGGUAGAUAAAACUUCACCAAACGCAAGACCGGUUCGAAGACUUCCUGUAACCGAACGAAAAGAAUCUGCGCCGGUUCCGAGUGUAACUCGUAAAGAAAAGGAUGCAAAAAUGACUCGAUCAACAAGUGAGAAAGUUAUGAAAGUUACUGAUAAACCGGUAAAAGAAACUGUUGUGAAUACAUUGGCACCAAGCCCCACACCGAAAGGUGAUCGACGACCUAAUAAAUGCUUCACCACCAAGACCAUAAAUCUCACUACUACAGAUAAACUAAUAAAUAGCGAGGAAAUGGAGAAUGUUAUAAUAGAUAUUCAACAUGCGAAGAGUUCUCGUGAGCCAUCACCAGAUAAAAUUGUCCCUACACCAGUACCGGUGCAUUUAGAUACGGGUAAACCUCGUUAUCCCGAUGUUGUGCAAGAACCUGAAGAUGAACCACGCAAAAAGCCGGUUAUCACAAACAUACCUAUUUUCGAAGAAGAAUCUAACGAAUACAUCAAAUGCCAUAUAUCAGAGGUGAAGACAGAUAAAAUUUCGAAAUUGGUGGACUUAGAUGAGAAUGAUAUUCUAGAUAACCCGAUGAUAGAAGCUCCAAAAAGUCUUGACUAUCCGUCUAUCGAUAGACCUGACGAUGACUGCCUUUUGAGCGUUCAUGAGAAGGUUUCCAAGUUCACACAUACAGCUGAAGAGAUUAAGAAACCAAAAGCAUCUAGCCCGUUCAGUAGAGAAUUCGACAAAACACCCAAAGUACCAGAAAAUGAUGAAUGCUUAUUGACAGUUGAUGAAAAAGUUAACAAGUUCAUUAAGACAGCUGAAGAGGUAGCGAAACCCAUCACACCUAUACGGGAGGUUGAACGUCCCAGCUACACUGAUUUGGACGAAGAGUUACGAACAGAUGAUUGCACUUUGUCAGUGUCUCAAAAGGUGAAUAAAUUCUUGAGUACUGCAGAAAAAUUGGCUCCCACUGCACCGCAAAGGUCCCCUGAAUUGGUGGCUAAGAUUGAAAGGACCAUUUCCAAGCAGAGUGAGCCAGAGUAUCCCGAAGAUCUUAGUGAUGAUGAACUAACGCCUUUUUCACAGAAUCAUACUCUCGAGAUUGAGAAAAGACGUCAAAAAGACAUACUCUCUCGACCAACUGUAUUUGAAAAUACAACAAAAACUGAUCAGUAUAGUGAUUACUCAGAGGUAAAACUUAAUACAACCAAAAAUAAUACCACACUAGAAGAACACGAGGAAGUAAUUCCUCACACAAGAGAUCAUACAACAAAAAUUGAAUUAAAACGACAAAAAGACAUUUUGUCCAGACCUUCAAUCUAUAAUCAAAAUGUGAAAGGAAGGCCACAAUCGCCCAAUAAAAAGGAGCCCACUGGUCCAAGCAAGUAUCCAUUAACGAAUAUUAAAACAAAACAGAUGGAAUAUACAACACGGAAAAUAAACAGAGAGGAUAGUGAUAAAAUUGAAAUUAAAGCUGAGCGCAAACCAUCCACUCCAGUGUCCAAGCCUGAUAGCCGUAGAACAACAAAACCACAAGCUUCGUCUGUCGCUGUAACCAGAUCUCGUUUUGAAACACCUGAUAUUAAAAGGAAUACACCAAAAUCGUCUGUUGAACCGAAAACCAAUCGAGUGCCUUCACAAAUUAUUACUGGUCGUAAACCAACGAGUGAACCCAAGACGUCUGGUAGAAAACCAUCGUCGGAAUCGAUCACUAACGCUUCUUAUCCAAGCAGAGGUAAACCAACAACUGAGCCUGAUAGUCAUUUUGAUGGCAAGAAACCAUCUACUGAAUUCGAAAUCAACGUCCACGAUUACGAAGCCGUCGAGUCCGAAACGGAGUUUACAUCAACAUCACGCCGCAGAAGUUCAUCAAAAACAAAAGAUUACUUAGAGACGGUACAGACAGAAAUUGAACGGUUUUCUCCUACCCAAAAAGAAUCUCCAACUCGAAAAACUUUCCUGCAGGAAAAGAAAACACCCCAAACUUUCUCACACAGUCCUAUUCGAAAAGAUACAACUAGCACUACCAAUGUUACUCACGUAACCGAGCGCACAAAUAAGCACAAUUCAGAUUGUUCCGAUAUUGAAAUCGUUGAAACUGUUAUAGAGCGCCCCGCACACGUAAAGACGCCAACACCUACACCAACAACCGUUGGUCGUACUCGCAUAACACCAGAUACUGUUGCCGCUCGGCGCAACAUUUUCGAAACCAAUGCCACGCCGAAGGGUCAAAGUCCAGGAGAAAGCAACUCGCCCUCACCUGUUGGUAGACGUCCAUCAUAUAUGGAUCACACAGUUAGCUCUUUAGAGCACAUUCGUCGUGAUUCACUAGAAGUGAAUAAGCAUAACUAUUCACGCAAGUCAUCGGUGGAUUCGGAAAUCAAUUAUGAGCGUCGACCAAAUGCUGCAGUGAAAUUUGAUGUGCCACAUAAGCCGCAGCGUACUGCUAGUAUUCCCGAAGAUAUUGAUGUUGAGAAUAUUUUCGAAUUAGAAGUAUUGGAGCGUCUUUUGGAGACGGUAACCUCAUAUGAACUGAGACGCAGGAUUCGCGCCCAAAUACGUUUGGUUAAGAAAAAUACACUCAACACUAAUGUGGUUGACAAAAGGAAAACAGAAACUAAAGCAUCUAAUUCCAUAAGAUCAACUCACAAAACAUCUACUUACAAAUCAAAUGUGCAUCAAGAAGAAACUGACACCAUUAAUGAAGGCGUAAAAACGAAAGUACCAUAUGACAAUAAAGGUAGUCCAAAACGUCCGGUUCAAACACCAAAGGUGGGUAGGACAACUCAAAAUGCGCCGCAAAAGUCCCCAUAUGGCACUGAAGAAAGCCCAAGGUCGUACAAUAAACUGCACCGCGAACAGAACGUUACUACAAAAAGCACAUAUGUUACUAAAACUCCCAAUGGUCGCACUGAAAGCCCUGAACGUCCCAGAAAAUUACCCUUUGAACGUGAUCACAGUCCCGAAACAAAUACUUCGCACGAACAAGUAAAAGAAAUACGUCGUAUAUCUGGUUCUUCGAAGUCCUCACAUAAAGAAUAUGUACAUAGCGAGCAGACCGACUACUCGGAAGAGAAUGUCAGGAGCUCCCGCCGCCAUUUUGAGCAGAGUUCUGAACGUUUUGAAAAAGAUCACAGUCGUGAACGCAAUUCUAGUCCGGAAUCUAAGAGUCCUGUUAGGGACGGCAGACAUAGCCCAGAUAUUAAAAUAAAAACUUUGUCUAGCACACGCACCAGAAGUCCUGAUGACAGAAAGCCAUCAUCGCAACGCACAACCAGUCCAAAAGGAAGAACGCCGAAACAACGUGAUGAAUUAUACAACAUAUCCAAGGUAACGACAGUUAAAACCACACGCUCACCCGAACGUAAAUCUAGUAAGCCGAACGUUGACGAAAACGCCCCCAUUUGGGCGGAUCGUAAAAAUCUGCUCAAGAGUCCAAGUAACGCACCACGUAAAGUGACAACUACACCGUCAACACGAAACACGGCAACGAAGGUCACAACAUCGAAGACAAUCAGUCAACGCCAAACUCAGAAUAGAAACUUUGAAGAAGAUUCAAUCACCUCGAGUUAUGGCAUUGGACCGACAGACGAAAAUGGUUUGCCUUUAUUCGGCAUUAAGGCGUUGAAAAAGAAGAAGCCGAGCCAGCCCUGUGAAGCAACUGAAGAAGUCACAGGCUAUGUCAUCGAGGAGAAGUAUUAUUCAGAUAGUAAAACAAAGCCGAAAGUUGAGCGUAAGGAGUACAUUUAUUCAACAAAUGCCGAUGAACUCGAAGAAAUUACGAAAACUCUUGAGCAAAGCCGUAAAUCCUCAGAGGAUAAUGUGGAUGUCAUCAGAAAAGUUGAGAAACUCGAUAAGGAUUACGUUUUUGACAAACCGGAAGCUAUAAUGCCAGACACAGAGGACUUCACUACAACGUCCAGCAAAUAUGUUCGCCGUGGAUCAGUGAAGGAGCUGAGUGAGAAAUUCAUACGAAAAGAGUCUUCACAAUCAGUGACAGAAAAAUCUGGUGGCUACCCAAAGGCCGGUUUGAUUUUACGUACCAGCCGUGGAUCAUCAUCAGAACCAAGUGGAGAUGGUUACGAAAUAACUACUGAAAAAUAUACAACAACAUCGAGCAGUCAUGGUUACCGCGGCGAUUCCGAUGAUGAACAAAACGUGCAGCUGCGUCAGAAACAAACACGGCGUAUUCUCACUGACUACGACGAUAACGACGCAGACCAAUGUCACUUGAGUACUCGUUCGUCGACUAAGUCCACACGCUCGUUCCUUAACAGCAGCGGCGAAACUAAAGUGGUGACCAGCGUGGAUGAUGCGCUGGAGCGUAUGCGUAAUGCAGAUUAUGUUGUAGAAGAAGGCGAUACGGCUGAGGAUCGCGAGGCGCGUUCAUUGUUGAAUAAAUUUCUAGGUGCCAGCGUUAUAAUGAAAGGCGUCGAAAGUGUUUUGCCAACAACCAAACAAACAACAACUACUACCAUCACCAAAACUUCAUACGGUGAUGGGGAUGAUGGCGACAGAGAUCUACUGAAGAAUAAAGCGGUGAAAACCACUCGCAUAACGAAAACGACCAAGUCUGGAAGCUCUUCAACACCAGUUACCCGUACAACUUGUGAUAUCGAGGAGAUCUGGGACGAAGAAAUCUUAAAAGAAUUGCUUGAACAGGCCACAACAUACGAAGAACGCCGGAAGAUACGCGCGCGUCUACGAGAUUUAAUGGCGGAACGUGAAGAGAAAAAAGAUUUAAAAUCGGGUGAUAUAUCCGAAAACGUUCCAGAAGUCGAUGAAAGCAGUGCUAGUGAGUACGAGGAGAUCAUUGAAGAGGUUACUGUAACCGAUUACAGUGAUGCUGAAGCCGAUCUAGGCGAAGAAGAAGUAUUCAAAUCAAGUCAAAACAUAGCUAGUGAAGCUAAAGAGAUCACAGAUAAUAUAGAAAAGAAGGAAGAAGAAGAAGCAGAAAAUAUUGAUAAAGAAAAAGUUACUAGUGUUACUGAAAAUGUAAAAGAAGAGAAGGUAGAGCAAGUCGCUAAAGAAAUUGAAGAAGUAAACUUAGAAGUAAAAGAAAGUGUUGCCACAAAAGAAACAAACGAAGAAGCUAACGUUGAAAGCGAUAGUAAGAAUUCAAACUCGAACGAAGAGACUGUAGCUGAAUCGAGUGUCGACAAAACCGACUCGAAAUCCGUCGAUGACGAUAAGGGUGAGUCCCUAGUGCCGCUAUUGCAAGAUAUUUUGCAAAAGAGUUUGCCAAACGCAAUUGCCAACGCACGGAACUUUCAAGAAAGAGCACCGAAUACGGAGCUGAAUCUACCUGCAAUCACUAGCACACGUACAAAUAAGGGCUGUAGUAGUAGUAGUAUUAAGAUUAGUGAACAUAGUGAUUUGUGUACUGUUAAUAAUUGCAACAACAAUAACAACACCACCAACAAUAACGAAGACAGUAAAAACUACACUGACCACACAAACCUAAACCACACACACAGUGACCCAAAUAUACAACCAACAAGUGCAGAUUGCACGAACUCUGACAAAACCUUAGAUUCAAACUCGUCUGAAACAACAAUGACACGUGAUAUUGUAAUGCCAAAGAGCACCGGCAAUAGUGUUAGCUCUUCCCAACAGAAGCAGCUGGAUAGGUUAAGUGUUCCUCAAAAGGAGGACUCAGGUACGGAAAGUGGUGAGGACUUGCGCCUCAUUGCGGCAGGUUUGCGUGAUAGUUUGCAAUUGCAAAGUGAUUCCAAUUUAAUUGAGGAGGUUACAACAGCGCUUACUCGUCUCGAGUUGUCACUGAAAGAGGGCAAAAACAUACCGGUUGAUGGUAGUAAACGUGAAGCGUUGUUGGCAUUGGUCGCACGUCUCCAGAACGGUCUCACUUCACGUGAUGCAGCAGUAAAUUUGUCAAAUAUGGCCGAUAAUGGUGGACAGUUUGAUGAAACUUCUUCACCGGAGGGCGACGGACAACGCGCGAAUCGGCAACGCUUUGCUCGACGACGAAAUCGCAACAGCCGCCAUACGGUAGGUGUUAGUCGUGAAGAAUUAGCUGAUGCCCGUCGCUACAUGGAAGAUAUGCAGUUGAUAGACAAUAUAUCAAACUGCACAACGCCAGAGAGUGGCAUGACAGCAAAUCCACUAACGCCACCACAAUGGUUUCCCAUCGAGAAGAAUCCUUCGUCGGGUGCCAUACUCACGAGCAGCUCAUCUUCUACACUCUACCGCCCGAAUCAAUUUGUGCCGAAUCAACUUAAGAACUCUAUAGUAUGUUUGAAUGGUGAUGCGCAUCCAACCCUUAGAGAAAAUGAUGGCCAAAAGAGCAAACGGCCCUUGUCAGGCAACUUUUCGGUAAGCUUUCAGCCGAAUCCAAUCACUAAUGAUCCUGAACCCUUUGUUAAUGACAACCAAGAAGAGCAGAAGGAGUUUCACGCAAAUGGUAAUAUUUCGCCUGAUUCUGCCUAUAAGUCUAACCGUUUCUCAAGCAAGAAACAACUUAUGAAGCGCGCAAACACCAUUGAUAUACCAAAGACUAAGAAAUAUAACCCAGAUUUUGAUACAGAUUCGGAACAGGAAGACAAAACUCCUCAACUGGGAUUGAAGCGCACUCUGCAAGUUAAUGUCAAGCACAAAGUGCGCAACGCUGUGCCGCCUUUCGUGCCAAAGACCGAAAAUGAUCACAAAUUUCUAGCCUUCAUCAAUAAGCAAAGCGCUAAGCCUGGACUUGGUUGGACCGGUUCGCGUUCUGUGUCUAACUGGACCAAUAAAUUCGGUAAUUUAAAGCACACGUUUGAGGUGGGUGCUGCAGCACAGGUCACCACGGGCAAACCACCGCAAGCACCAGGACAUGUGCCACACAGCGCAAGUAAGAGUUACUGGCAGAAACAAGUGGCGAACCAAGAACACAACCAGCAUCAACAACAACAACAACAGUACCUACAAUAUCAACAACAACAGAGGCAGCAACAGCAACAACUGGCACAUCAGCACCAGCUACAGCGUAGUCAACAUGAGGAGAAUGAACGUCUACGUCGUAUGGAGAGAGAACGUCUAGAGCGUGAACGCAUUGAACGUGAUCGGCAGGAGCGUCAACGUUUAGAGCGCGAAAGGCAGGAACGCGAUCGACUGGAACGUGAGUUCUACGAGAGAGAAAUUAUGGAACGAGAGCGAUUGGCUGCGGCACAACAUGCUGCCAUGCCGAGCAUGACGGUGCCCAAACCAGCACCGGUGAAUAAAUUCCAGCAUGCGCCUCAAUCCGUUUUUCGACCCAUCGAGAACAACGAUGUACAUGGUCAUAACAUUUUCAAACCCAUACCACAACUGCCACAAAAGUCAAAUACUUGGCAACCACCGUCCAUCACCAAGAAACCCCACUCAGCACCCGUGCAGUUGACACCUGCCUCACCGCAAUUCCUGACCACAAAACCGUCAGUGAAUGGCGCUCAUGUAACAUCACCCUCAUCUACAACUUCAUCGCCCAUUGGUCUGCCUUGGGUUGCGAAGCCCGCAGUAGACAAUAGUGAUUUCAGAAAGAAAGCGCAUACUUUCGAGGAGCGUUCACAAAAUGAUAAUCACCAACAUUCAUAUUUGCAGAGGCAUCAUUCAUUGCGUUCGCCAAAGGUAAGCCAACCACAAAUGGAUGAAUACAAGAAACGUCCUUCGCUGCCAAGCGCAGCUGAUCCAUAUAUGGCUGCACAGAGUCAUUAUGUGCCACAACAGCAACAACCAUCACAAGUUUACGCAUCAACAACUAACAUAUACGCAGCUCCACCACCGCCAACAAAUAUAUCCUUUACAUAUGCCGACUUAGCCCGCACUAAUAACUACAAAAGUUAUCCAUGCCUGCCAUCGGCUGUUGAGACUUCAAUAACUGCGGACUAUGUGCGACAGCGCGAAAGCUCAUUGACCGAUCCUCAUGCAACACCACUGGUUUUAACCAGUUCCAAUCCAACCUAUGAGCCGCCUGUAGAAAACCAAGCAUUCUACAAUGAUGCACCACCGCCAAGACAAUUCGAUUAUGCGAGCCCAAUAGAUAGUGCACCAACAAGUCCCAGUAUUUUAGCCAUGCCACAAACUGAUUAUACUGAUGACGAUUUGGAUUCAGACAAUUUAAUGGAAUAUCGUGCCGAAACUCGGGUAAUGGGUAAGCCACAAAGUCAAACUGCCGUUACAAUACGGGAUCGUCGAACGGCGCAUGCCAGUGACGAUGAAGUCUUCGGCAAAAACUCACGUAACGCUCAAAACUUAUUGCAUACAAUGCGAAAUAUUGGCAAAAGUGGAAGUAAUAUAACGAAAGUGAAGAAAGAUCCCGUAAGAAAAGUGGAGUCACCAAAGGUUUGCUUAUCUCCAGAUGGUCGUUCAUAUCAAGCGCCAGUUGUCGAACCUUUAUUUCCUCAAGUUACCAAUUUUGAGCCUAAUCGUAUACCAGAAUAUAUUCAGAAUCCAAUAAAGGCUCCAGCGCAAAGCAAACAAAAGAAACCGAGACCAAAAACACCACCAAAGCCAAGCCAACAAAAGGAUCGAAGCUUGCAAUUGGCACGUGCCGAGCAGAAAUACCGCUUAGAGCAGCAAUCGUAUAUGGAUAGAACAAAAUAUUCAAAUGAAAAUGAGGCUCCGGCACAACAGCAACAAGUACAGUAUCAGACGCUUAAUGUUUCUAACACUUCCUCCACCAACUCAGUGCCAUACACAAGUGAAACACAAACUGCUUAUACAGUAACUUACCCCACCGAAGCCAUCCACGAAAAUCAAUAUGCUAAGCAACAACCGAAUACUUUACCUAUGCAGCGAAAUCGCAAUUUCUCCGAGAAUUCAUCAGCCAGUUCGUCAAUGUCACAUAACUUACCUUCACCUGGUACAAGUUGGACGCCGAAUCCUAUUCACACGGUUGAUGAAAUUUCGCCACAACCUAAGCAAUCGAGGAAAACUGUGGAUGUCAAUAGCUUACAGCAAAACACUUAUAAUCCACAGGCAUAUGUGGCACCCCAGACACAACCCAUGCCACAAAGCAACUUACAGGAUUCGGCACAGCCAAAACCCCAAGUGGCCCCAAAGCCUGCGGUAAAAGGUGUACAAAAUGCACCACUGUCAGAAUCACACCCAAAUUACCAGCCUCAAUAUGUUAAUACACCCAGCCAGAAACCUCCACCCCAGCCUCCAUUACAAACAAAAUUGCCAGCACAAGAAAGACCACAGCAGCCACCGCUACAAACCACACAACCCAGAGCUAAACCCACUCCUAAAUUGACCACACGUAGUCAGACAUUGUCGUCAUCAUCACAAAGCCAUACCUCGGAACAACACUACGCGUAUCAGCCAAUACAGGCGGCCCCGGCGAAAACGCGUGGGUUCGAUGCAGCAAUGACGCCUCUGCAAGCGCAGAAUCGCGUGCUCUCACAACAGUCGCUAGUCUCUAGUAAGCAGCACCAGUUCGACCAUAAACAGGAACAGCAGCUGCAGUUGAAUGAACUGCGUCGCAAAAGUCUUGGCAAUGUCUACGACGUACAGCAGCAGCAACGCAAAGCCGCCUACAUGUCGGAGACAAAGACAAUAGUUAAACAGGAGUAUAAGUCAUCGGCGCCAGCAGACACGCCAGACAUUGUAAAAUCAUCACUGCCCAAGGAGGAUAUGCCCAUACUGAAAAAAUUCGGUCCACCACAACGCCACCAUUACAUGCCCAAUUCAUAUCAGAGUCCCACAACUAAUACGCAAACCCAAAAGUUCGAAAGCAGCACUAAGGUGAUAAAGAAUACGCAACAUCAGAUUGUUCAGCACUCAACGCUGACAAAGAAACCCUCUAUUGUGGAAAUCCCGGCAACGCCGCAGCCGGAUGAAGAUCUCAUACCGCGCAAUAUUGUUUUUAACAAUAUCAGCGCAUUCACGUCCAUGUCGCGUCGCCAGGACGAACAUGAGCACGCGCAUUUUGACGCACAUCCGCGGACGAAUCGUUUGAGCAAGAGUGAUUCGUGGAAUCAGAUUGUACAAAUGCAAAAUCAAGCGAACACCCAGCAGCCGGCGACGUCGCCGAAGUUCGGCAACAGUGUUGGCGGUAGUGAAUUGCGACGCACCAAAUCCGGGCACACUUUGAAUGUGCGCAUGUAUGAGGCGGGCAUAGAUAAGACGGAGGUCGGUGAGAAACAGCGCACCGUGGCGGCUUACUUCACAGGCAAAAAAUCGCCCAAUCAACUUGGUGGUGGCGAAGCAGUGGAAAUGCGUUCAGCAAUAACAACUGCAACAACGUCCACCGCAGCGACGGGAGCAAAGAAGUCGACUAUUAAUCGUCACAAGACUAGUGAAAAGAUUUCGGCGAGUCGCAAAUCGUUGACUGCAGUGACCAGUAACGGUAUGCCAGCGACUGCAACAGCUGUAUUGGGUGGUGGGUUGACACGUAGCGCAACAAUGCCGCAUAUAGCUAGUUUGAAUCUGCUCGACGAGAGCAACGUUGAAGACGCAUUCGAGCAGCUGAUGAUGGGCUCUACACUAAUAUAUUUGAGUGCACGAAAUGGCCAAGUGACCGAUGGAACCCCAUUAAGGCCCACUUGGGUCAUUAGCGCUUGCGUUAAUGCAAUGAUGUCGAAAUUGACGGAAUGCCUGCCAGAAAAAUUGCGCCCAGCAGAAUGUGUUAGAUCAACAGCUUCAUUUAAUGCAACAGGCCACGCCGUUUAUCUUGAAGACGAUAUGUUUGAGCAACAAGCUACAUCCACCACUGAGAAAACAGAAACAAAGGAAAAGGAUGGCGCCGUUGUAACCACAACAACAAAAGUUACAACACGCACAGUAACUGGCGCUGGCAGCACUGCAGCGAAGCCAGUUUCACCGUUUGCGAAAUUCCGUCAGCUGGACAAACAAAACUCACAACAAUCCCCAAAAUCACCGUCAACACCCACCACCCCCGGGGGCACAGCCUCACCUUCUGGUUCCGCACGUAUAUUCCAAUUUACUGAUCCGGCAUUAAAUGCACGCGCCGCCACUGUGAAGGAGCAACUUCUGCAGUGGUGCCAAUCGAAAACACAGGAAUAUGAGAACGUCCAAAUAAGCAACUUUAGUGCCAGCUGGUCAGAUGGUUUAGCAUUUUGUGCGCUAAUACAUCAUUUCUUGCCAGAUGCCUUCGAUUAUAGUAAAUUAACACCUCAAAACCGAAGACACAAUUUUGAAUUAGCUUUCACUGUGGCCGAUGAGAAAGCUGGCAUAGCGCCACUACUCGAUGUCGAGGAUAUGGUAGAGAUGAAACGACCUGACUGGAAGUGUGUUUUCAUCUACGUGCAAAGCAUCUACCGUCGCUUCCGUAAUUGCCAGUAAAUGUGCCGCAAGCGAUUUAAAAAUCAAACGAAACAACACCUUCGACAUCCAGAACUCUAAAUCCGGUCACUACCACAAAUAUUUAAUCCACUCAUACUAAUCCGCCAUUGCCAUGUCAACGCACAACAAAAGUGUUGACUGUACUAAAAUCAGCCGAAAUAAAUGGUUAGGGCUCUACGAGCGUUUACAAGGUUAAAAUAAAAUAUUUUCACUAAAUUGUGUUGUUUUAAAAGAAAACUGAUUGCUGUAAAAAUUGAAAUAUUUUAUUUAUUGGUUAUAUAAAUGUUAACAGUAAAAAAUGCAAGCCAUAAACCAUUUUACUACUUUUUUGAUCUGGUUCGUGCGUAGCUGAAGCCACAGUGCUUUUGUACUCUUGAGCUACGCACAAAAAUAAUGCAGCUAGUUAGACAUUAGCGACUUUGUCUAAGAACUUACUAUGUAUGUCUACAUUUCUAUUUAACAAUCAAUUGUUGUUGGCACAGAAAAGCGCGAAAUUGUAAAAAACAAGUCUUCUUAAUUGCGAAAUGUUAAAGGAGCAAACUAUGUUAUUGAUACUAAAUAUAUUAUAUUUACUUUAAUAUGUAUGUGCACACACAUACUAAGAACCUUAUGAAUAAUACAUUUGACUAAAUACAUACCCAGCCAACCACGGCUACCCGCUUGUGACAAAUAUUUCAAUACAACUACACAUUUUUUCUCUAUGCACUAACACCAACACACAUUUUCGGGUUAUUUUUUGUUGUAUGAUCACAUGUAUACGUACGUGAGUGGGUAAAAUAUUCGCUCGGCCUAAGACACACUCUAUAUGUUUAUCCCCUCGUUUACCACCAUGUUACCCACUGAUUAUCUGGUUUUCUACCCGCUGAUGGUUUGCAGGGUACGUACGUUUCGAUAUACUCCAAGCGGAACCAUGCCUACUACAUACAAUAUAUGCUAACAUUAUGUUUACUUCAAUAAAUAUACACACACCCAAACACAUACAUACAUGCAAAUGAUUUUUUAUUUAAAUUUGUCUAUUAAAACGUGGCUGCAUUGCAUACACACAUACAUACAUAUCUAUGACAUAAUAUACAUAUUUAACACAAAUACACUCACUAACUUAAUAAGCGUAAUAGAAUUUAUAUGCAUGCCUAUGUAUGUAUGUAUUGAUAUUACACAUGAACUCAUUUUUAUUCGAUUCAACAAAAUUUCUCAGCAGAAUUUGAUGUGUGUUAAAAAUUGUGCGAUAUUAAAUUAAAGCAAAACAAACAAAGAUUAUUUAUGGGAGUCUAACUUUACGAUUUUUAUAUUAUUUGUUUCAAACAACAUAUAUAUUUGUUUUUGUAUAUACUAAUUGUUGCUAUGAAAAUAAAAGAAUUAACAUUUUCGAGCUACAAAAAA